Messenger RNA from Nannospalax galili (Upper Galilee mountains blind mole rat), 5550 nucleotides. RefSeq names its product enolase 4 (gene Eno4). Gene Ontology annotation, molecular function: magnesium ion binding; phosphopyruvate hydratase activity. NCBI's taxonomy places the organism in Eukaryota, Metazoa, Chordata, Mammalia, Rodentia, Spalacidae. The record is from RefSeq and is a predicted model, not a curated record. Bases 1 to 1860 code for a protein of 619 amino acids. Gene Ontology annotation, cellular component: phosphopyruvate hydratase complex. The transcript has 14 exons. Gene Ontology annotation, biological process: glycolytic process.
AUGGGGGAAGAAGGCGGCGGCCGCAGCUGUGGAACCCCUAGGGACCUGCAGAAGCUGAAGCAGCAGGCGAUGGAGUACUAUCGGGAGAACGACGUCCCGCGCAGGCUGGAAGAGCUGCUCAACUCCACCUUCUACCUCCAGCCUGCAGACCUCUACGGGCACCUGGCAAACUACUUUUCUAAACUUGCAAAGCCUCCUUCCAUAUGCAGAGUAGUGGGGAAAAUCGUUCUGGAUGGACUGGGGCUUCCUACCCUACAAGUGGAAAUAUCCUGCAUCAUUCAAAAUUUCCCCAAGUUCAUGUGUUCUGUGGUGAUGCCUGCUCACUUUGAAGUCCUGGAGAAUGCUUUACCAGAACUGGUGGAUGCAGAGGAAGCAGAAAGAGAUCUGGCAGUGAGCAGGGCAAUGGAGUGGGCCAAUGAGGCCAUGACGGAGGAGCUAUGGGGCCUGCUUCCUGCCAACCAGGCUGAGGUAGACCGGAGGCUCAGGCUAUUUUUUGACAAUAAAGUACAAGAAGAUAAGGAAAGAAAAGAAUUGGAAAGGAGCCUCGAAGAGCCUGUGCAUGUACCCCUACCUGUCACACCGCCACCACCUCUACCUCCCACCAAAAAGAAAGGGCCGAAGCCAGGACGGAGGGAUACACUUUGCGAGAGGCCGAUCCUCCCCUCAGAACCCCCUGAACCUAUACUUUACGGCAGCAUGGCAGUAGGGGCUGUGUCACUAGCAGUUGCCAAAACCAGUGCCAGGCUGGCCAGUAUUCCUCUGUACUUGAACAUCGCGUUACUGAAGCACAAUCAGGAGCAUCCAAUGACAUUCACUAUGCCUUUGCUGAUGGGAACUGUGCUAAGCUGUGGGAAGUCAUCACCUGGGAAGUUAAACUUAAUGAAAGAACUGAUUUGUAUACCCCAUCCUGGACUAACAACCAAACAGGGUAUAGAAUUGCUUCUGGAAAUUCAGAAACAAGUCAACAGAGCGAUGGAAAUGCCCCCACCUCCAAAAUCAGAAUCAAAAAAAGGGCAUGAUGGAAGCAAGAGAGGUCAGCAGCCUAUCACUGGCAAGAUGUCUCAUCUGGGCUGUCUAACCAUUAACUAUGACACCAUAGAACAGCCACUGACUCUCAUACAGGGAAUCUGUUCAAACCUGGGGUUAGAACUGGGAAUGAGUCUGCAUCUAGCUAUCAACUGUGCUGGACACGAGGUGAUGGACUACAGUAAAGGGAAGUAUGAAGUGAUGGUGGGCACCUACAAAAACACAGCUGAGAUGGUGGACCUGUAUGUGGAUCUGGUCAACAAGUACCCAUCCAUUAUUGCCCUAAUUGAUCCUUUCAGGAAGGAGGACUCUGAACAGUGGGACAGCAUCUAUAACGCUCUGGCUUCCAGGUGCUACAUCAUUGCAGGAGCCGCAUCCAAAAGCAUCUCCAAACUCCUAGAACACAGAAACAUCAGCACCCCCAAAUCCCACGGGCUGGUUAUAAAAUACACAAACCAAACCACAGUGUCUGACUUGGUGGAAAUAACCCAUCUUAUUGACGGUAAGAAGCACCUUGCUGUCCUGGGAAGCACGGAAGCCGAGACGUCUGAUGACAGCCUUGUCGAUUUGGCUGUUGGACUCGGUGCCCGAUUUAUCAAGUUGGGGGGUCUUUCCAGGGGUGAAAGGGUGACCAAAUACAACCGCCUCCUGACUAUAGAGGAAGAAGUCAUCCACAAUGGAACAUGGGGUUGCAGCGAAGAGCACAAUUUUUCUUACUUUCAAGAGGGUGCUGAAAAGACACCGGAGGCCACUGCCACGAUGCCCGAGGAAGUGCCUGGCCCCCUGGACUCCAUCUUCCCCACGGAGGUUGUGGAAGAAUCAACUAAAAUAUGAGCAUUGUCAAGACAGGGCUGGACCCCUGCAUAGGGCACAGCCACACCAUGAACAUGGCUUGUCUCCAUGUCAGCUCUGCUCUUAACUGUGUGCUCUUUUUAUUCUUUCAGUUUCACUGUUUGGUAAAAUGUGUAUUUGACAGCUUUGCCUGAAAUUCUGUGAGCUUUGUUCUUCAUCUGUCACAUUCCCACGGGGACACUGGCUCUGCUGUCUACUUUUCAAGGUCCUGAGGCCAAUGUGUUUUUGUUACUAGGUGUAUACUCACUAUGCACCUCAUCCUUCACAAAUCAGAAUAUCUCCAGAACCAAAAACCUAAUUCUGUGAGCAGCUCUCGGCCCUGGGAACAGGAGCUCGUCAUCUGUGGUUCUCCUGGCCCUCUGCCUACAGACACUUUUUUUGUAGGCAAUCACAAGUACCAGAACGCUGCCUCCUUGGGAACAGCCGAACACCUUCAUCUUAAGUUUCCUACAGUUAUUUCCUUUCUCCUGAUCCCUUCCUCCUGAUCCCUUCCUCUUACGUUUUAGUUGUUUGUGUAUUAUUUUCUUCUUAGAUCCUUUUUGGAAUAAGUAUUGAUAAAAGUUAAUAAAAACACUGGCAAAUAAAUAUCCUUAAUGAUUAUUUGAUAUCAUCUUGAUAUCAAAUGAUACCAAAUUCAUGUUGAUGGAUUCUCCUCUUUUGUGAACAGAGGGGUUUUAACAGAGGAGUUCUAGAAAUAAAUAUUCAAAUAUAUAAAUGUAGUAACAUUAAACUUCUUUAUAUGGGUGAGUUCUUUGUUAGGGUUAUUUCAAGGGCUCUUUGUAUCUCCUGAAGAUUAUAUAAAUUGCCACGUCUUGGCCUGUAGCAGAAUUGUCUGAGACUUCUAAAACAGUAUAUAAAUUUUUGAGGACUUCUCUUUUGAAGAGAAUGACCAAGGGAGCAUCAUGUUCUCAGAGUAGAACCAAUCUCUUACUUUCAAAGCUACAAUCUGAAACUGGUCUAUGGCCAUACCACCCUGAAUGCGCCUGAUCCCGUCUGAAAUUGGCUCAGUGGCAGACUCUUGGAGCAUGUCCUGGAGAAUUGGUCAGCAACACUCUUAAGUUGCGGGAAAUGUGUCACAGUUUUGUGGUUGUUGCUGCCUCUCCUGAUGCUCAGCAACAAACAGUGGGGCAGAAGAAAUUGGAAGGAAAAUCCAUUUAAAAGGCAAGACAGAUGUAACUAGAUGUCUAGCUUUAGCGGAUGUCCUUGCAUGCAUGCAUACGUUCACACGCAACCAAAUUACAUGAAUAUGCCUUGAAAUGUAUAUAAACUAUAAUAAAAGCAGAAGAGAUGACUUAUUACCUUUACCAGGUCAACACUCAGAAUGCAGUGUGGUCUUAUUAACCUAACUUGAGAACUGUUCUGACCAGUGGCUAGGGAGCAUUUCUUAGAGGGUGAAGCACUGUAUGUAUGCUCUUUUUCUCUCUCUGUCUGUCUGUCUCUUGCUCCAUCCUUCCUCCCUCCCUCCUCCUUCUCUAUAUCCCUCUUUCUCUUAUAAAAUACAUAAUAUUAUCUAUAAGGAGAUAAAAGAAACUAGUCAUAGCUCAGAUUUAAAAUGACCAUGGAAUGAGAAAAUGUGUCUAUAAAAGAUGUCAAGCCAUUCCCAUGCCUGUGUAAGGACCCCUGAGGACCCUUCUGAGUUCAGUGACAAUGACAGCCAGGUUACUUGUCUUUCACAACUUACUGGUAUAUAUACUAACAUGGCUUUCUGGUGGAAAUGAUUCAUGCAUGGUAUGCCUUUACAAAAGCACUUCAGACUGAUUUUAAGACCGUCAUGUGGGCUAUUACUUGCCCAAUACACACCUCAAAGUGGUCAAGAAAGAUAACCUACAAUCAUUUUUAUGGUGCUUCUCCAUUUUCAACAACCCUUUUACUGUUCACAAAGAUAAGGAAGAGUUAUUGGUUGGAGCCAAAACAUCCUUCCCUUUUACUCAGGCCAAGCCAGGCUGGUGCUGGUGGCCCCGUUGGCUCCUGCCAAACAGAAGCCCCUUUGGCUGGAGAACUGUUAAAAUGACAGAUAGAAAUUUCUGUGGGACUUGCUCAGACAUAAAAGGGUGCAGGAGUUUUAAUGAUGUUCUUAUAUCCCAGAGGACAGACCCUUUCUUUUACUUAGCUGAGCAAAGGACCUGUAUCCCUCUUUCUCACUAUGGCUAUAAAGGGUGUUAACCUUAGUCAAGAGAACUGCAGCAAGAAACCUAAUCUAUAUUUCCCAAACAGAGCAAAAUGCCCCGCUAGAGAAAACAGAGAUGUGUAAUUCCUCCUAACUUUAAAAUGGCAUGAGUUGAUGCCUAUGAACCUUUCUGUGCAAACAGCUAAGAGCAUAUCUUAAAGAUACACAAGACAAGACCAGCUGCUUUGCCCUCAGAUACGCAGCAAGGGACAGAACCCCAAAGCUGAGAUGAAAGGGAAAACUGUAGGAAAAGAUGAACAAAUGGCUACAUCAGAUACCUUUGUACUACAGUCAUUUGCAAGGCUCUGCGGUCACAGGGAAGGAAAGUACAUUUUCAAAAGUCUAAAAAGCAAAGAUGCUUUCAAAAUUACAGGUUCUAAUCGAUGCCUAGUCUAGCCAGCACGUCUUGCCUAAUGGUUAAUUUUCUUCUGCUGGAAAUGAGGCUGCUCUUAAACCACGUUACUUUGUCAAUAUGUGUGAUGAAAUAACAUGGAAAGGUGGUGUGCCUGUUUUCAUAUUCCUAAACGCAUGUAAGGGUUGUGGUACAACCUGGUGCCACACACAAGAAGCAUGGAAGAAGACUUGUGGAGUAUGAAAACUUACUGAAGUUAUCCACUUACAUUGUUUGACUAUUAAAGAAUGUCAAGAUUGGCUCAGUUUGGAGACUGGAGAUGUGGCUCGAUCAUAGACAGCUUGCCCUAGCAUGUGAGAAUUCCAUCCCCAUCAUAGAAGAAACAACACAAAACGAAAUAAAAACAAAGCGUUCUUCUAGGUUGGAGAACUAAAACAUGUCAAUAACCACAACUGACCCUUAAUGAGAAACUGCUGGCGUGUCUUUUUUUAAUAUGCUGUGGUGAGGAGCGUUCAAAUCACAAGCUAAGAGAACCCAUCUAAACGGAUUACUGUUUAUAGUUAGCACAUCAUCUGGCAGUAUUGUUCAGCUGGAGAAGCACACAGUUAAAAAAACAUUGCAUUUUAAUUCCCCAUGAGUAAACUGAUAGGGAACUGUAAAAUCAGCACUGAAAGAACACAGAAAUAGUCAAGCAUAAUGAAGCUACAGCAAGAUAAUUGUCUCCAAAUUGAGGAAGUCCACUCACCUGUCUCCCCUCCUCAAGCCAAUGCUGGUAGCACACGUGCAAAAUACAACACAACACAACUACUGCAAUUAUUACUAUCGUUUUCUUUUGCCCUUAGGUGCGAAGCACCUGACAGCUACAUGCUGAGUCAUGCUAACAAAACUAAACCUUUCAGUUUCUUUAAUAGUAAAAUUACCAUUACUGAAUCAUUGUCAUAAAAACUGCAUUCAAGUACAUUACCACUUAUUUUAAAUAAACACCAAUUUUGAAACAAUCAACUUUGAAAACCUGCAUAAGUUUUUUUUUUUUUAAAUCCCUGAUUACAUUUCUAUUUAUUCACUGUGGUAGCCUGAAACGUUGUAUUUUUAGAAACCACCACUUAAUUUCCUCUUUAUAAAAAACAACAACAACUGUGUAAUGUAGUGAACA